Messenger RNA from Diachasma alloeum, 817 nucleotides. RefSeq lists its product as uncharacterized. NCBI's taxonomy places the organism in Eukaryota, Metazoa, Arthropoda, Insecta, Hymenoptera, Braconidae. The coding region runs from base 104 to 517 and encodes 137 amino acids. The record is from RefSeq and is a predicted model, not a curated record. The transcript has 3 exons.
AUUAAGGACACACAAGAAACAUGCACGCCAGUGGUGUUUUGCAUUCCGGUGUCAACAAUAAGCCCUCGGUUUUCGUUUCCAGGGAAACAUUUACUGGGAAACGAUGUCGAGGAAGAAACACAAUAUAUCUUACAUAAAACCGGAAGAGCCCAAGUUUCUGAGGGAACUCAAAGCUGCUGCUGGGUAUAAGGAGGGUCCUGAUGUGGAUACUAAGAGAGAACUUCCAAACAUUUCCGACGACGAAGAUGACAAUUUCGACGGUGAAAAACCGAUAGUUGUCGUGUUGAAACAGGGAGAUAUGACCGCCGAGGAGGCUGACGAUUUCGAAAAGAAGAAAAAAGCAGAGGAAGAAAAUGCACCGGCAGACCUCUCGAAACGAAUAAUCUUCGAGUCGAAACGAAAAUCAAAAUCCCAGGGUGAGGAUCAAGACUCCAAGAACGACUCCAAAAACAAGAAGAGUAAAAAAUCUAAGCAGACUAAAUCAGUCCUCUCAUUCGACCAAGAGGAAGACGAAUGAAGAAAUAACCAAUUUCAAUCUCAUAAUAAUUAUAUUAGACCACAGGACAUUGGAAAAUGAGUAUCUUAUUGGAUUGUACAGGGACUAUAUUGUAAAACUCGUCCAGAGCCUCAGAAAACUUAAAUAAAUAUUAACCAAAACGUUGUGUGAUGAUUUUCCAAUUUCCCAUGAUCUAAUAUAAUUGAAAAAACAUGGAAAUUAACUAUAAUAUCGAAGCCUCACAAUAUUUUGUACAUACAAUUGUCUUCAAACACAUAAUUCCUUGUUACCAAUAAAAAGAAUGACUAAAAAAACUGUUAA